AUGGACUUAAUUUUAAGUCAAAAUGAAGAGCUUAGCAAGUUGCCAAAAGCGGCCGGGAAUAAUCAAUAUUUGGCUCCAAGAAUUCAAAAAGAUAUUACUACUUGCUUUGAAGUGGAAGUACUUAAAUCUAUUUUUAAAUAUAUUGGUGAUGAUGCUUUUGAAUUAUUAGUCGAUGAGUCUAGUGAUGUAUUAAAAAAAGAACAAAUGGCGAUAGUUUUAAGAUAUGUUGAUACUCAUGGACUUGUUAAAGAGAGAUUUGUGAGUCUUGUUCAUGUAAUGGAAACUUCUUCUUCAUAUAUUAAAGUUUCCAUUGAUGAAUUUUUUGCUAAACAUAAAUUGAGUUUGAUGCAGUUAAGGGGUCAAGGUUAUGAUUGCGCAAGAAGUGGCUUAAACCAAGAGCUUUCUCUAACACGGCCCGGAGAUACAACAUGGAAUUCUCAUUACAGAACACUUUUGCGUUUGGAAGUUUUGUUUCCAUCUGUUCUUAGCGUACUUGAUUAUGUUAAAAAGGAAGGAACAAAUGGUUCUACACAAAAUAAGGCAAUUGGUCUCAAACGGUAUUUAAGCUCAUUUGAUUGUGUGUUUCUUUUGCAUUUGAUGUCACACAUUUUAGGGAUCACGGAUGUAUUGUCACUGGCACUUCAAAGAAAAGAUCAAGACAUCUUGGAAGCGGUUUCAACGGUGAAUUCUACAAAAAGAAAACUUCAAGAGUAUAGGCUUAAUGGGUUUGAGCGACUUUUAAAGAAAGUCUCUUUGUUUUGUGUGAAACAUGGCAUUAAGUUGUUGAAAAUGGAUGAAAUUUGUGCUAAUAAAAGAUGUCAAUGGGACAACAUUACCAAUCGACAUUAUUAUGAGUUUGACUCUUUCAAUACCAUAUUGGAUUUGAUCAUCAUUGAAUUUGGCAAUCAUUUUAGUGAGGCUAGCACCGAAUUACUUAACAAUAUGGCCGCUUUGAAUCCGUGUGCUUCAUUCUCUAACUUUGAUGUAUCAAAGUUAGUGAGGUUAAGUGAAAUGUAUCCUUAUGAUUUUGAUGACAAUAAAAGAAAGACUCUUUUGCAUGAACUUGAGUUAUACCAUGAUAAUGUGCAACAUGAUGUAAGAUUUGUUAACUUGAAUAGUAUCACCUCUCUUGCAAUGUUAAUGGUGGAAACAAGGAAGCAUCUUUCAUACCCUUUGGUAAAUCGUCUAUUAAAGCUAGCAUUGGUUUUGCCCGUUGCAACCGCCACAGUCGAGAGAUGUUUUUCUUCAAUGAAGCUUGUAAAGGCGGAUUUGAGAAAUCGAAUUGGUGAUAUGUUCUUUAACUUGUGUUUGAUUUGUUCGGUAGAAAGAGAAGCACUUGCCAAUGUCACGAAUGAACAAAUCAUUGAAAGGUUUUUAAAGAUGGGUACUCGCAAAGGACAAUUGUAA
Molecule: messenger RNA, 1407 nt
Organism: Erigeron canadensis
Lineage: Eukaryota; Viridiplantae; Streptophyta; Magnoliopsida; Asterales; Asteraceae
Exons: 2
Coding region: 1-1407 (468 amino acids)
Molecular function (GO): protein dimerization activity
Source: RefSeq, a predicted model, not a curated record